Ochotona princeps (American pika) is the source of this 462-nucleotide messenger RNA. Its product is annotated as small ribosomal subunit protein eS17-like. Lineage: Eukaryota; Metazoa; Chordata; Mammalia; Lagomorpha; Ochotonidae. Gene Ontology annotation, biological process: translation. Gene Ontology annotation, molecular function: structural constituent of ribosome. The record is from RefSeq and is a predicted model, not a curated record. Gene Ontology annotation, cellular component: ribosome.
AUGGGCUGCGUUUGCACCAAAACCAUGAAGAAGGUGGCCCAGGUUAUUAUUGAGAAGUAUUAUACCCAACUGGGCAAUGACUUCCACACCAGCAAGUGCGUGUGCAAGCAAAUCACCGUCAUCCCCAGCAAGAAGCUCUGCAGCAAGAUGGUAGGUGUCACGUACCUGAUGAAGCGCAUCCAGUGAGGCCCUGUGAGAGGCAUUUCCAUCAAGCCCCAGGAGGAGGAAAAGAAGGAGGAGGAGGAGGAGGAGGAGGAGGAGGAGGAAAGGGGAACCACUUAUACCCUUGAAGUCUUGACCCUGGAUCAGGAGAUCAAAGUGGACGCCAACACCAAGUUGAUGCUGAAGCUUUUGGACUUCAGCAGCCUGUCCAACCUGCAAGUCACUCAGCCCAGUGUUGGGAUAAACUUCAAAAUGCCCCAGGGAGCCAGCGGAACUUUUCGCUUCACUGUCAGAUUUUGA